Molecule: messenger RNA, 864 nt
Organism: Diachasmimorpha longicaudata
Lineage: Eukaryota; Metazoa; Arthropoda; Insecta; Hymenoptera; Braconidae
Gene: Vps29
Product: vacuolar protein sorting-associated protein 29
Exons: 4
Coding region: 142-693 (183 amino acids)
Biological process (GO): retrograde transport, endosome to Golgi; intracellular protein transport
Cellular component (GO): endosome; retromer complex
Source: RefSeq, a predicted model, not a curated record
AGUGCAUCUGAGUGUCAAAACUGUCACAAUCUCUAAUUGACAGUAAAAAAAAUCACACGCAAGUGUAGAGCCUCUGAAUAAUUUUCCAAUUCUUACUCUUUCUAGUUGAUUGUCUACGUUUUCUAGGAAAAAAUAAUUACCAUGCUCGUGCUGGUUUUGGGAGAUUUACACAUUCCUGACAGAUGCAGUAGUUUACCGAGUAAAUUUAAGAAACUCUUGGUGCCUGGAAGAAUCCAACAUAUAUUAUGCACAGGAAAUCUCUGCACAAAACAGUCAUAUGACUACUUGAAAACGCUGGCCAGUGAUGUUCACGUUGUCAGGGGCGAUUUCGAUGAGUGGAAUCUCAAAUAUCCGCACCAAAAAGUUGUAACAGUGGGGCAAUUCAGGAUUGGGCUCACUCACGGACACCAAGUGGUUCCCUGGGGUGAUCCCGAGGCAUUGGCCUUGAUUCAAAGACAGUUGGACGUAGAUAUUCUGAUAUCAGGGCAUACACACAGAUUUGAGGCGUAUGAGCAUGAGAAUAAAUUCUAUAUCAAUCCGGGAUCAGCUACUGGAGCCUUUACUCCACUCCUUACGUCUGUCAUUCCUUCAUUCGUUCUCAUGGACAUUCAAAGCUCAACCGUAGUGACAUAUGUCUAUCAACUCGUCGACGAUGAAGUCAAAGUCGAACGGAUUGAGUACAAAAAGAGUUAAAUAAUUUUAUGAAAAUAAUGAAAGUCUAUUUCACGGUGAAUAUGCCCUCAAAUAAUGAUUCCUGAGGUCAUUGAGUAUUGAUUGAGUAUAAGACUAUGCAAUUGUGGUGAACCUUGUACGACAUACUGAUUUAAUAACGCAUCUUGUAAAUAAACGAUUAUACUCAUUGAA